AUGGUAAAGCCGGUAUUCGUGAAUGAGUCUUCCUUGAUACCACGGAUUGUGAAUGGCUACCCUGCUGCACUUGGAGAUAUACCCUAUCAGUUAAGCUUCAAACAACGGUACAGCCGUCACAGCAAAGUGUACGACACAUUUUGCGGCGGUAGUAUCAUUUCCCCUUCAAAGUUGGUCUCCGCAGCCCACUGCUUUGACCACAAUAAAAAAUCGGGUUGUUUCACUGAAACUAUAAUAUUAAGCACCAAAGAAGUGGGGGUAUAUUUUGCUGUGGCGGGUACCCUCGUCAGUAAAGAGAGAUACCGACCUCAAGACAAUCCCUCAGGCGCACAGUGGAGAAGGCUAAAAAACGUUAUCUACCCUUCAGGCUACGAUUUUCCAGAACAUGACGUUGCAGUUGUGACGACGUUACAGCCAUUUGUUUUCAACGCGCACAUCGCCCCGAUUCCGUUUGCCAAGCGCUGGCGCGACUACCGGGGAGAAUGUGUGGCUUCAGGCUUUGGACUGAUAAGUCAUAUACCUGAGAUAGAUUCUUCAAAGUUAAUGAUAGCUAAGUUGGAGUUGGUACCAAGUUAUUGGUGUAGCAAGAAAUUAAGCGCGGACAUGAAGACGUUCGUCUGCACUUCAGGAGUAAAGACGGAUGUUGGGAAGGGUGAUUCAGGCGGCCCGUUAGUGUGUGCUGGUACUGGAGAGAAAUCUGAAGGACCGAAUGGCAUUUUGGUAGGCAUUGCUUGUGCAAAUAUCUUGAAAAGAAGUAUCGGCGGCUCCAUCUUCACUAGAACAUCUACUUACACACGUUUUAUAGACAAAAAUGAAGCAAAUAGUUCUCCGUUCACGAAAGUUCAGCAGAAAAUAGUUCUCGUGUAA
Messenger RNA from Ostrinia furnacalis (Asian corn borer), 867 nucleotides. RefSeq names its product transmembrane protease serine 9. The record is from RefSeq and is a predicted model, not a curated record. Gene Ontology annotation, biological process: proteolysis. NCBI's taxonomy places the organism in Eukaryota, Metazoa, Arthropoda, Insecta, Lepidoptera, Crambidae. The coding region runs from base 1 to 867 and encodes 288 amino acids. The transcript has 7 exons. Gene Ontology annotation, molecular function: serine-type endopeptidase activity.